This is a messenger RNA of Fusarium odoratissimum NRRL 54006, 2586 nucleotides long. RefSeq lists its product as uncharacterized. The transcript is spliced from 4 exons. The record is from RefSeq and is a predicted model, not a curated record. NCBI's taxonomy places the organism in Eukaryota, Fungi, Ascomycota, Sordariomycetes, Hypocreales, Nectriaceae. The coding region runs from base 1 to 2586 and encodes 861 amino acids. Gene Ontology annotation, molecular function: protein binding.
AUGGGUGAUCCUUUAACAGAAGCACAAACAUCAAUGAUCGAGAGAUGGAUACCUCCGCCAGUCAAUGAAGAGCCACGUUCUCCUGUUGACGCCGACUCGGACAGUGAGACUGAAUUUGCCAGAAGGAUCGAAGAACUAGCGAUCAAGAAUGAAGCGGAUGGGGAUCACGCAAAGGCAGAACAAUUCUACAGAGGUGCCAUCGAGCACGGCGAAUCGAGUUCGAGACCUGUAAGCGAUAUUACUGCUAUGAGGAUACGACUAGCAUAUGCAUGCAUGCGGCAGAAAAAGUGGACAAAAGCAGACGAGGUCAUCACUCCAAUUGCUUUUGAGAGGAAGACAAACGACAUACUAGUGUAUCACGGAAUGCACGCCUUGGCUCUUGCUUAUCUAGAUGACUCCAGACUUGAGGAAGCCGAAAAGUAUUGCAAGCGUGCUCUUUGGGGCAAGAGAAAAGUUCUUGGCAAAGAUCAUUUGAGCUGCUGGGAGACCCUAACUUUGCUUGUGUCCAUCUGCACGGCGAGAAAUAAGACGAUGGAAGCAGAGGUCCAUCGAAGCUUUAUCCCGAACUACGAGAUUAUUGCGAUUGAUCCUGAAGCCUUGACUUAUCUGGACCGUUCAGUUGGGAGCUUGGGCAGGCCAAGUCACGAUAGUGACAUGGUUCCACAAACUCAACAGCCAUUGGCUUUUCAGCAAGAGUAUCCUCACAGCCAACCCUUCACUACGGCAGCUUCUGGCCCCGUUCCAUCUCCAGGUAGUUUCCAGUACCCCAAAACCUUCGGUUCUCAGUACACAAGUCCACCAACACCGAAUAGUCAUCAAGGUAUGGUGCAAUACACGACACAGCACAGGCAAACAAGACCAAACGUAGAGCCACCUUCAAACCCUCAUGUCUCUCGAAAGGCUAUCGGGCGUCCGGACACGAUCUUAUCUACAAUGCAUCGCCCGCAAAGCAUGGGGCCAUACUCUCAACAACAACCAGAGCAAUCGAGAAGAAGCACCAAUCUAUCAUAUAGCCACAAUAACUCCCUAUCUGAAUUCGGACUACUGGAUGCUUUCGAUCCUCACUGGCGUAACCACCUUGGCGAGGGUCUUCGAGCCGGAGGUUGGAACGAUCAUCUUAUCAAAGAGAACCAGCAGCUCAUCAUAGACUUCUUCAAGUUUCAACUACCAAGUGCCAGAACAGCUUCUCUGGCCCUGUCGCUACCACCACCUCCCCAUUUAACAACAGAAUAUCCACUGCCCACGCAAGAUGCCAACAUUUACAAACCCCAAGGUUAUCAAUCCCCCCCACCACUGUCGCCGUAUAACAUGGCACCUGUGCCCACGCCUGAAUCCAGAUAUCAGAUAUUUGUGUCAAUCGACUUCAUGAAGAUAGACUGUGCGAGCACCAGUGUUGCAUACGUAGUCAAUGACUUUAAGAGCCCGAUAUCAGAGCUGCUCAGAGAGUGGCCUGGUGCUGGCUCUUACAGCAAAUCAUCGGUUCCAACUGUUCUUUACUACGAUCAAUACAAUAAGCUAGUCGGUUGGGGCCAUGACAUUGCUAACGCCCUUGGGCCGACUGGAUAUCCGAAGCCAGGCGUCCAGAAGGUUGCAGGUCUACCUCUGUUCUUGAUCCAAGAGACAGAGGAGUCAAUUCCGCUGCCUGGUGUUCCUCCGGGCCUCAACGCUGUGGAUAUCUCAGCCGACUUCCUCUAUGAGGUCAGGCGUACCCUUCGUACCCAAUUACAGCAACGUAUAGGCAGUAAAUUCUUGGAGAACGAGCAGAGGAUCCAUUGGAUUGUUACCACUCCAGAGAUCUGGGCAGAUAAGGACAAAACUUUAUGGAAACGUGUUCUUCAAAGAGCUGGCUAUCUUAGAGACGAAAAUGAUACACGCUUAUCGUUCGUCGGCGAAGCAGAGGCGUCAAUACACCACGCGAUACUGACAUAUUCCCUCACCCAGGAAACCAAAGAUAUAUUUAUCUUUGUGAGCUGUGGGGAAAAGAUAGUACAUAUGUCUGCCUGUAGGCUCCUACAAGCAUCGCCUUUCUUCAUUUCUAGGCUCAUGUCAAAUGAGAACCUGGGACCUACCCUGAUAGCACAAAAGUUUGCCGAAAUAGUGCGGACCAAAAUCGACCGCAUGCGACUUCCAGAUGGCUCCAAAAUAGCUAGAAAAGUCUAUGCAAAGUGUAUCGGUGAUUUUGAGCGACGCAUCAUGAUAGAGUUCAGAAACAAUGGACAAGAAUGGGACAUCGAUGUUGCAAUCGAAACAGAAUUUCCCGAAGCAGGGAUCAAGGAAGGCUAUAUGAGUUACACAAAUGACGAAAUCUUGUCUUGUUUCCAGCCCGUCACCGAUGGCAUUACCGCCAUGAUGGCUUAUACAAUGGGUCAGGUUUUCGAAACUGGCAAUAUUAUUCAGGGAAUUAUACUUGCAGGAGAAUUCUGUACAUCGGAAUACUUGCUACGCGAAAUAAAGUUGAAACUACCUGAAAACCUCCGACAUAAGGUCUGUCCGCCCAUGGAGCCUGCAACACAAGUUGUGACAGGCGCAGCCCAUUUGGAAUUAACUCGCUAUUUGGUUGGCGGUCAACGAUAUGUUCAAUUAUGA